Messenger RNA from Amyelois transitella, 2758 nucleotides. RefSeq names its product zinc finger protein 253. The record is from RefSeq and is a predicted model, not a curated record. The transcript has a single exon. Gene Ontology annotation, biological process: regulation of transcription by RNA polymerase II. Lineage: Eukaryota; Metazoa; Arthropoda; Insecta; Lepidoptera; Pyralidae. Gene Ontology annotation, cellular component: nucleus. The coding region runs from base 116 to 1738 and encodes 540 amino acids. Gene Ontology annotation, molecular function: RNA polymerase II cis-regulatory region sequence-specific DNA binding; zinc ion binding; DNA-binding transcription activator activity, RNA polymerase II-specific.
UAACUAAUGUCAACAAAUGGUUUUUUGAAGGAAAAGGAACCAAGAAAGGGUCUUUUUGUGAUCGUGAAAUAAAAUAAUCUUUUAAUAAGAACCCGAUUUCCUGUGAAUUUCCACAAUGAGUAAAUCAGAGCCUGGCUUUUGCCGACUAUGCGCUGAACUAAAAACACACUCAAAACUGAUAAAUCUGAGCGUGGACGACGAAAAACGACGUGACGUUUUAGACCAACUUGCAAAAGUCAACAUUUCGAUGGAUCUCACUGAGGAAUUACUGCCGAAAACAGUUUGUUUUGUGUGUAUCAAUGCUUUACAGAAGGCUUUCGAGUUUGUUUCCGGUGUGGAGCAGGCGCAAACAGUGUUACACGACAUAGUUUUAGUUCAACAUAUUAAAAAGGAAUCUACUUCUUCGGACACAGAAAAUUUCGAUUACGACGCUUCAGAAGAUAUUAAGUGCGAUGAAACUAUUAUCAAAACCGAACCAGAGAAGAUGCGAAUAGAUUUUAAAAACGAAUCCGUAGAAAAUAAAGAUUUAUUACCGAAAGCAACGAAGAAACGGUUAAAACGGAAGCAUAAAGAUUGUUCUCGCACAAGUUUAGAUAACCUGCCUUUAGCUCAAUUAAAACUGACCUGGGAAGAUUACAGCUGGACCUGUUCGUAUUGCGAAACUCAGUUCCAAACCAUUGAAGAGCUGAAAAUGCACUCGAUACAAUAUCAUAACAGUUGUAAUGCAUAUCGAUGUACGGAUUGUAAUAUCAGAAAGUUACGGCUAGACAGUUUCCUAGUGCAUGUUCAAAGACAUCGAAAAUUCCUUAAACUGUCAUGUUAUAAGUGCUUUUUGAAAUUUACAUCGCCACAUCAAGUUAAUUUGCACAAAACCACUCAUAUAACAUCUGAAUAUUGGUGCAAAGGAUGCAAUAGUUUAUUUGAGAGUUCAGACCAAAUGUCCGAGCAUAUAAACUCGUUUUACAAGGAUCACAAAACUAGAGGAGUUCCUUCUUUGCCGCUGAAUGAUAAUCUAACCUGCAUAUUAUGUAAAAAGACAUUCAAACACAAGGGCAGCCUAAGCACACAUCUAUUAAUUCACACGGAAAGAAAACGGGAUCACACUUGCGAGAAAUGCGGUAAAUGUUUCCUAAAUAAACAGAAUCUGGCCGGCCAUAUGAUUUUACACGAGGACACAAGGCCGCAUCAGUGCGAAAUAUGUAAAGCAAGCUUCAAAACUGCGAGCCAGUUACGUAACCAUGUCGGAGUACAUGAUAGUCAUAAACCGUUUGCUUGUGAUCAAUGUGGGCGAUGUUUCCGCCUGCAGAAGCAGCUAUCGUCGCACCAGAUCAUCCACACAGACCUACUGCCUUAUGUUUGUUCGUACUGCAAUAAAGGUUUCCGUUUCAAAACUAUUUUAAACCAACAUAUUCGGCAACACACUGGUGUAAAACCUUAUUCGUGCGAGUUAUGUCAACGAGACUUCACAAAUUGGCCAAAUUACAACAAACACAUGAAAAGACGCCAUGGAAUGGACAUGGCUAAGAAAAAGCAUACUCCUGAAGGGGUAUAUCCAAUAAAUCCGACGACAGGCGAGAUAAUAAUUUAUCCGGAAACUGACAGUACUUUGGAAUGGAAGAAAAAAAUGAUGACGCAGAGAAGGCCUGGUAGACCCAAGGCGAAUAUCAAAUUAGAAGAAAAUAUCAAUUCUGAUAUAGUGAAUAAACAAGAGGUUGUUGAAGGACAAAGCAUCAGUUAAUUGAAAAGAAUUAAUUUAGGAUUGUAAGAUUUAAAUUAAUGUAAAAAUAAGUAGGGUUGGAAACUCAGGUCGUUAAAAUCUUGAACUUGACUAGUAAAUCAGGGUAAAAAAGGAAAAUACACCUACUUAAAAUUAUUUAAGACUCAGUGACCAAUGUUUAAAAUGAAAUGCAAAAAUUAAUUAUUAUGUGGGCUUAAUUGCAAUAUCCAUGCAACCCACAUUAUAAUUUUAAUGUCUUGUCUGUUUUCAUAUUUCUAUUUGUAGCACAAAUCAUACUUUAUGUAUGCAGCUUUAUUUACUGGCAGAAAUUAUUGUCAUACUUUGUUUUUUGUAUGACUAAGGAACCUAUUUUAUCUCAUUUAAUAUGUUCCUUUCAACUUUCUAUUGCAAUUCAGGUUUUUGGCAAUAUUUUACAAUUUUUUUGUUACAUAAAUCCCAAGGAUAUAUAGUUGUUUUUUGGAUAUAGUAUGUAUUAUAUUAUAUUUAAUGUUGAUGUUUAUUGUUUAAUAUUAUAUCUGUUGUAAAAUAUUUUUAAUGUAAGUUUGUUGUUGUAAUUGGCAGCUUAAACUUAAAAAUGUAUAAUAAAUGAGACUGGAAACAUUUAUUGUAUACUGUAUGUUUUUUAUUAAGGGGCAAAGACACUUCUACUUUUAGUGUAAUGCAGUCUUGUAUUUUUUAAUUUAUUAUGUUUCCUUGCUAGUAUUAGGCCCAAAUUAUGUUUUUUGAUUGUCCAACUAUUGGACAAGAAAAUUUAUAUCUAUUAAAAACAUCACAUUACAAAGUCAACAGCUAACAUGGUUAGAAAUAAAAUAAAUGUGAAUACUUAAACUUAAUAUACUUUUUAUUUACAAACUAUCAAAGCCAAACAUCUGGGUGACACACUUUGAUUGAAUAUCUUUUUGAAUCUACAAUUUUUUAUCCCAAUAUCUUGCAGAUACUUCAAUCUGUCGUACAAAAUAAAGUUUUCAACGAUAACUUGCAAAUAAUUUUGCAGCAUCACAAAUAUGGCGGCUUUUUUAA